GGAGCCCGGGGCCUGAUUGGUCGAUGUGGUUGGGAGGCGGGUCGUGCGCAAUGAUUGACAAGGGGUGGUAGCGGCGGCUGCAGAACAGAGUCAGCCCCACAUCUUCCCACCCAGGAAUCUUCUGGGUGUCAAGCCAUUUCUUCAGAAGAACAACAAUGGCAGGGAACUCAGGGACCCGCUUCCUGGGGGGCAAGAAGAGGACCACUGUGCAGUUUCAUGGUCUGCACCCACACCAUGGCAGAGAUAACAGGGAGGACCCUCCAGGGGUUUCUCCACCUAAUAAACGGUCCAAGAGCUUUGACGUUACUGAUUUCAAGGAGACAGAAGAUUGCUUUGGAUACAAUGAAGAGUUUACAGCAGAUGAUCUGGAGGAAAUUGAUAUCAUUGCAUCCCAAGCUUUGACUCAAGAUUUAGACUGCAAGGUCCCACUGAACACAAAUUCUGCCUCGAGGUCCUCUUCUCCCUCAGCUGCUAGAAAAAGUGUGGGGCAUUUGGAGCUCUCCAAAAAUGACAGCACAGCGAAAUACUCCCUUGGAAUCCCUAAGUUUCCUGAACAAGAUGGAUUGUCCAGAAGUAAAAAUCUUUCAGAGAAAAGCAGAGAAAAGAUUCCAGCUAAAGAUAUUUCUGAAUUUGAAAAACUGAAAGCACAACAUGAAAAACUAAAGGAAAAGAUGAAAGCAAUGCAAGAGGAAAUCCUCAUUAAAAAUGGAGAAAUUAAAAUCUUACGAGACUCAUUGCAUCACACAGAGUCCAAUCUAGAAGAAAAGAAACGGUCACAUUUCCUUCUGGAACAGGAAAAAAUUCAGGCCCUCAAUGACAAAGAAAAAGAAUUCUCCAAAAAGCUCCAGUCGCUGCAGUCAGAACUUCAGUUUAAAGACGCUGAGAUGAAUGAAUUGAGGACCAAACUGCAGAACAGCGGAAAAGCCAGUAAAGCCAACACCACCCUGUCCAUCUCCCAUGUCAGUCCUAGGAAAAGUCCUUCCAGAGUUAUAAAGCCAGAAGCUUGCUCUCCACAAAUGGAAAAAUCAUCUUUUCCUACAAAGGAAUCCUUCAGUGCCAACACAUCCCCUUCCCAACACAUCCCCUGUCAACCAUCAACACAGCCCUGUGUCUUGGCUCUAUCCUACAGAGAGGACAAUAAAAACCACAAUUUGGGAAAUGAAUCUGUAAAACAGGAGGAGACACAAAGAGAUCUUACUUCCAGUUGUAUUCAGCGACCAAACACUCAAGGUUCUGUUUUAAUAAACUUGCUUCUGAAGCAGCCUCUGACCCCAGGGGCAUCCCUAGGUCUCUGUCAUCUUCUGAGCAGUCAUCCUGAAGCCCCUGCUGGCUUUUUCCAGCCUCAAAGAUUGGGCAGUGCUUCAUCAGGAACGUCAAGCAUCCAGACCACGUGUUCCAGAGAAGGCUCAUUCUCUGCCUCAUCCCUGAGAGAAGCACAGAGCCUGGCCAUCACGGGACUAAACCUAAUUGCCAGGGAUGAAGGUUCAUCUGAUGAAGGCCUCACUGAGGGGAAGAGGAGACCCUCUCAGGACACUCAGCUCUGCCAGCUCCCUGGGGCUGUGCACCUUCUCCCCCUUGUGAGGCAUUACAUUGACCUCUACUGCCAGACUCUGCAGGUUUUGGCCACAGUGAAAAGGAACAGUUCUGCAGACUCAUCAGCCUGCUCCUCUCGAGUGAGCACCAGCGUGGAGGCCAACACGGAGGAUUCCUUGUCAGCUCUGGAAGGGUUCACUGUGGUGGCACUCGGCAUUCUUCAGCACCUGGUGUGUUACAGUGGGGCUGUUGUUCAGACAUUACUGUCAGUAGGAGGGAGAAGAGAUGCCGCUGAUGGAGAGGAUCCUACCUUAGGAGAGAACAAGAACGCUGUGUGCAGAAGGAGUCAUGGGAAGCCAUCAGAAAACCCUAUGGUGGAAGAACAACCGGCAGAAGGCCCAGAGGAGACUGUGAAUAGCCAGAACCAACAUCCAUUGUUGAAGAUGCUCCUUCACUUGUUGUCUUUCUCCUCUGCUUCAACAGGUCACCUACAAGUUAGAGUCCUGAACCAGUGCCUUAAGGUUUUGGUGAAAUUAGCUGAAAACUGUGCAUUUGAUUUAUUGCCCAGGUUCCAGUGUGUACUGAGCAGCCACGGGUUGCUCCAGUGCCUUUCCUCAACAGCCCAUCUGUCAGCUGUCCUCCUGACUGUUCAUCUUCUGUCUCUGCUUGGUGACCAUGAGAAGUUAGCUCCUCAGCUCUGCUCCCAAUCAGAAACCUGUCUUCUCCUCUUGCUGUAUAUGUACAUCACGUCAAGGCCAGAUAAAGCAGCUGUGGACUCACAAUGGUUUCAGCUGGAACAAGAGACAGUGUGGUUCCUGGCCAAGAUCAUGCAGAGCCCUGACUCUCCUAUCUCCAUUAUAGGAUCUGACUGCCAGUGCAACCUGGAGGUAGUCAAAGCACUCAUAGUGAUGUUACACAGACAGUGGCUGACCAUUCGAAGGUUGGAAGGCCAUAUACAGAUGGGUCAGAGAAAGCAGAUGGUCCGGUGUCUCCGGGACACCUUGUUGUUAUUGCACAGUUUGUCCCAGAGAGACACCCUAUUCCAUGUGCACUGCAUGGAUGUUCUACACCAAUAUGACCAGGUGAUUCCUGGUAUCCAAGCCCUCCUUCGAGGCCUCCCUGACAGGACAAACUAUGAAGAAACAGCUCUAGAAGACCUGUGCCGAACAGAACCAGACGUGGAUGACCCUGACACAGACCCUAGCUAAACCACAAGGUGGUACUUAGACUACCAGUUUUUCAACUGUAGACAUGAAUUUUACAGAGUUUUAAAAAUUACACCAACUGAUUAAAGGUGAAUGUCAUUGACA
Messenger RNA from Vombatus ursinus (common wombat), 2843 nucleotides. It is a transcript of the gene ATRIP, whose product is annotated as ATR interacting protein. The record is from RefSeq and is a predicted model, not a curated record. The transcript is spliced from 14 exons. The coding region runs from base 156 to 2741 and encodes 861 amino acids. Lineage: Eukaryota; Metazoa; Chordata; Mammalia; Diprotodontia; Vombatidae. Gene Ontology annotation, biological process: DNA damage checkpoint signaling; DNA repair.